CAGAAUAUCCACCUUUUUAUGUCUAUCGAGGAAGGCAAAACUCCAGAAAUCUCGGGAGGAAAGGAUAUACUGCUCGAGCUUGUCCCAGAGAUGUCUCCGGCUGAAGUCAAUACCAACUCUCUGCCAGACUUUUUGUUCAGGGCGAAUGGAGGUGUCAGCACGCUACUUAGCUUGGAAGGGGAUGCUGCUUAUGACUCAGCGGUUGCACCUCCGCUUUUCACGUUGAAAGCGGCCGAUUCUUUGCUUUUGGGUAGUCCAGCCAGGGACGCUGUUCUGUCGUCUGACGCCCCGGCAUUUUCAUUCAAAGCUAGUGAUUCGUUCUUAUUGAGCAAACCAGUGUCUGAGCCUACGGAUACGACGGCCCCUCCCUUCACCUUCAAAGUCUCUGAAUCCUCUUUAUUGGGAAAGCCAGAGCCCUCUUCCUCGUCCAGACCGUCUCUCUCGAACAUUCCCCCUGCCUACUCUGCCACCAGCUCAAGACCCAAGGUGGAUGCAAAGUUACUGAACGGACGGGAAGUCUCGUUCAAAAGACGCUGCCGUAAGCAGAUCGACGAAGGAAUAACAGGUAUGGUCGACGAGCGGCACUACGGGGUCAACAUCAACGAGUUGUACAGCCGUUUGGAGCUCAUGAACCUCGUUAACGAAGACCGGCCAGUGCGCGCCAAGAAACCCACUGGGUCCGUGUUGUGGGCGGAGAAGUGGCGCCCCAACACGUUUUUCGACUUGGUGGGAAACGAAAAGACGAAUAGAUACAUCCUCCAGUGGCUCAAACAAUGGUCGCGGGCGGUGUUUGGCCAACCUCUAGAGCGGUCAGGGAAACUUGCGGAUAAUGAGGUCAACCCCGAUCCGUUCCAGCGGCCGCGGAAGAAGAUCUUGUUGAUCCACGGGCCACCCGGAAUCGGUAAGACGACGGUUGCCCACGUGCUCAGCAAGCAGAUGGGCUACGACAUUAUGGAGAUCAACGCGAGUGACGAACGGUCUGGGGUUAGAAUCAAAGACAAGGUGCACAACUCGUUGACCUCCAUGACGUUCAGUGGGAAACCCAACGUGUUGGUGGCAGACGAGGUGGACGGGGCGGCAGAAAAUGGGUUCAUCCGGGUCUUGACCGACUUGAUCUACCACGAUUCGCGCGCCGUGGCGAACUACCAGCGCGAAAAGAGCAGAGGUGAUCGCAAGAAGCAGCCGUUCUUGAUGAGGCCCAUCAUCACCAUCUGUAACGACCUCUAUGCCCCCGCGUUGGAAAAGUUGAAGCCCCACUGCGAGAUCCUCAGCUUCAAAAAGCCCGGUGAACGACUCAUCCGCGAGCGCCUCACGGAGGUGUUGCGGCUCGAGCGGAAGUUGGGACUGUUUACAAAGAAGGAGGUUGCAGACGUGGUGAAUGUGAACGGCGGGGAUAUCAGAUCGUGUCUCAACUACUUGCAGUUUAAUAGCGGAGACAAAGGACCUAGCGUCUCUCAGACAAGCACAAAGGACACCCAGGUGAACUGGUACGCCAUUGUGAACCGGCUCUUCUCACGAAACAACAGGCCCGCGGUCGAGCAAUUCGGGGAGCUCACGCGGCUCAUUGAGAACUACAGCGGAAACAACUACGACAAGAUCAUCAAUGGGUGUUUCUCGUUGUACCAACUGGUGUAUUACCACGAUGAAGGGCUCAGAAAGCCGGCGGAAAUCAGUGACUGGCUCUACUUCAACGAUCUCCUUGGCAGCAAUGCGGUGGUAUCUGACGGCUUUGACUCGUUAUCAUACUCCACCGUGGUGGUCUUGAAGUUCUGGGACCUCUUUUCUGACUUGAAUAACUACAACAGCAACUUCCGGAUCCCUAACUUGGACUAUGAGCACUUCCAAGCGUUCCAGCACAACUACACCCUCAUCGGUGACUGCUUGAAUUCGUCCUUACACCACGCGUUGGCCUUCCCUGUCAGCUUGCGCGUCUUACUCCAGCGCCAGAGCAUGUCCCUGGAGGUGCUUCCAUUGGUGAACAAGAUUAUCUUGCCGGAGUUCCAGAAACAGGCGUCGUCUGCCAACCGCUCCAUCUUGAUGGCGAACAAGGGGAACAAGGCGAAGGUCGAGCGCGCGGCGGAGAUUUUGCACGAGUUGAACAUCGAGAUCCACAACAAACGGAACAUCGAAACCUCCACUUUUGCCUUGGAGUUUGAGCCCUGCUACGAUUCGGUGGUGGCGUUCACCGAUAUUCUGGAGAAGCAGUUGGCGCAGAAAAAGACCGUCGUGUUGCCAGUUCUUGCCGAGGAGCUACUGAAGUUUACCAAGAAAAGGCGCUCGCCGGCCGGAGCCGUAGAAACCGAUGCCACGACCAAAGGGGAGACCAAGCGCCCGAAGCAUACCAACUCCAUGGACUUUUUUAAAAACCGGUAUGACGAGCUUAACAACACCUUGAACAGGGACAUGUCCGAAGAUCGCAAGCGCGCGAGCGCCCAGCACCGCAUCUGGGUCAAGUACCACGAGGGCUUUUCCAACGCCGUACGCAAGAACAUCACUUGGAAUGAUUUGUGGGAGAAUUAAAUAAUGUAUAUUUGACUAAAUAAAAUCUGGAAUCCUGGUG
Molecule: messenger RNA, 2560 nt
Organism: Babjeviella inositovora NRRL Y-12698
Lineage: Eukaryota; Fungi; Ascomycota; Pichiomycetes; Serinales
Gene: CTF18
Product: Ctf18p
Exons: 1
Coding region: 19-2520 (833 amino acids)
Cellular component (GO): nucleus
Molecular function (GO): ATP binding; DNA binding; ATP hydrolysis activity
Source: RefSeq, a predicted model, not a curated record